This is a messenger RNA of Alligator mississippiensis (American alligator), 3512 nucleotides long. RefSeq names its product collagen alpha-2(I) chain-like. The coding region runs from base 828 to 2192 and encodes 454 amino acids. The transcript is spliced from 2 exons. NCBI's taxonomy places the organism in Eukaryota, Metazoa, Chordata, Crocodylia, Alligatoridae. The record is from RefSeq and is a predicted model, not a curated record.
UGCCUCCUCCCAGCCCAUGGGAGCCACGGAGGAGCAGCCAGGGCCCCGCUCACAGGCUGGGGGUGCCGGCUGGGGAGGGGCAGAGUCUCCCCAGGCCCACGCCAGCUCCUUCCUCUCUCCCUUACAGCAGCUUGGGGACACGUGGAGGAGACACCACCACGCCAGUGCACACAGCCCAGACCUGCAUGUCCUGCACCAUCCUGGAUCUCCGAGGAGCCUGAGGAAACGGAGGACCCUGACGCUCCCUUCAUGCAACCUCCCAGCCAUGCUGCUGUGGGGGAUGCCUUCGUGGGGCCGUUGCCGUUGGCCUGCCUAAGGGAGACCUUUGUGCUUUGGGAGGAAGAUGGCGUGGCUCUCCCCAGCCCAGCCUGGCACCCCCCUAAGUCCCUACCAGGACAGGCAGAUGGGUGUCAGAGUCAGCCCAUGCCUGUGCCAGUGCUGGAGCCGGGCGUUGCCCAGCGUCUGGACUUCCACAUCUGGUGCCUGGAGCUGCAGCGCCAGCUGGGCCUCCCCAGCCCGGAUGCCAAGUCACUGCCCGUCUGAUCCCCCCAGUGCCGGUCCGGUGCCCCCGUCCCACGUACGCUGAGAGACGCCGGCUCUGGAAGAGCAUCUCCCGCACCCCUCGGGAUUCCCGCGCAGCCCUGCGGGUCUCACACCCGCUGCCCGCCCUGCCUGAGGAGGCGCCACAGUGUGAGGAGGCUGAGGCCAUAAAGACAGAGGAGCCUGGAUCCGACCCACGGGAUAAGGCCGCGCAGCCUCCAGGAUUGGACACCCAGGAGCCCUGUGUCUGCCUCCCCAAGCCCUUGCCCUGCCGGGCCCUGAGGGUCAUGAGCCUCCCUGAGGCUGCCCUGAGCCAGCCCACGCCCCAUGCUGACACCAGUCUGCAGCCUUCUUUCCAGCAGGGGAGCCCGGAGACACAGCCUCCACUGGCCCGCGGGUCCCAGGGGAUGGCUCCGUGUGGGAAAGAGACUCCCUCAGCCGCCCAGGGCCAUCCUCGGGCGAAGCCUUGCAGCACGGCUGAGCCAGAGAAGGGCCCAGAGCACCGCCACCCCCCCCCCCCGAACCCCUGCAGGCCACUGGGGUGCACCAGCCUGCAGUGGAAGCUGCACCUCCUGGCCCCAGAGCCUCCGGGCAAGCAGGAUCCUGCAGACACCACCGUGUUGCCAGGGGAAGCCAGCACCAAGGUCCCAGACCCAUCUGAGGAUGUUUGCGCUUCCCAGGAUGCGUCAGAGCGGCACCUCGUGGGGAAGCAGCUGCAGGAGGUGACUGAGGAGCCAGGCCCGGCCUCUUGCCAAAUGCCCUCAGGGGCAGAGACUGAUCCAGGAAAGAAGGACCUGUCCCACCCGUGGCGUACCUCCAAUGGAAGUACAACAAAUAGCAUCAGAUGCCUCCUUCCCACCCCGGUGAGAGGCCGCCAUGGAGGAAGGGAGCGGUGGAGCCUGGAACAGCCCAGGAAAGGCACCCAGCUGCCCCCUGCCUGGCACCCCAGAGGGCAGAGGGGGGCACCCAGCGGGCAGCCAGUGGCAACUGGGAGCCGAGAGCUGCAUCAGGCUGGUGGGCAGGCGCCUGACCUCCCCUACGUCUGUGGCCUGGAGGGAAAGCCAGCCCGUGCGGUCUGGCCAGGAGACUCUGGGCAGCUUGGUGCCAGCUGCAGCCUGAAGGAGCUUCAGGGGCUGCUCCGGAAGAUCACAAGGGUCAUGGCAAGAAGCCCCAAGGCCUCAACAAGCUCCAUGGCUGGUGCAGGAAGGGGCCUCCAGCAGCGCAGCCUUGAGACCAGCUGGGAACGGGAUCAACGGGUCUCCCAGCUGCCCCCAGGCUCCGAGAUAUCCCCGGGGACCGAUGUCCCGUUAUCCCAGACCUCCAUGCCUGCGUGGAGGCACCGACCAGCCUCAGUGCUGCCCCGCAAGCCAAUCCACAAGCCUGGUGGGGAAAGCGGGAUGGGACCCAGGCAGGGGAGACCCCCUGGCUCCAGCCAGCCCCAGCAGGGAAAAGCGACCCGUGCUAGCAGCUCGAGGGCUGUGGCAAGAGAAAGCCUCGUCGGCACCCCCGGAGACACCAACAGGCUCCCCAGGGAGAGGGGACGGGGUGCAGGGCCAGGCCCUCGGCCAUGGAAGGAGGGAGGGAGGGACCAAGAAGUGCCCUGUGGGGGCAGGCAGGCCCGCACCCAGGCCAGACCAUGUAGAGCCCCCUGACCGGGUGCAGCUCCUGGCCUCCAUCCUGACCUCCCUCCGCGCUCAUGACCUGCAGCUCCAGUUUGUUGCUGACCUGCUGAAGAAGCAGUGCCCCCAGGGUGUCAGUGCCAUUUCCCCCACCAGGCCCCUGUGCCAGCUGCCUUCUCCACCCAGCUGGAUGUCCAGGCUCCAGGCCAGGUCCACGCCCACAAGAUGAGCCUGAGCUACAGGCUAGAUGCCCCCGGCGGGCCAGCUCAGGAGGGGCCGCCCACAGGAGGCUCCCGGGGGACACGGAAGGGGGUGAUGGGUCAGGCGAAGGCAGGGACAUCUGAGCAGGGCCUGGACGAUACCACGAACGUCUGGCUCCGCACAUCCCAAGCCCCGGAUGGGGUCUGUCAAAUGAGUAGCAAGAAGCAGGGGAGGAAGCCAGGUGGCUCUUUGGGCCCUGGCGGCUGCCAGGGACCCCUUGAAGAGCCUCAGCGCUCAUCUCCAGGGGACCCCUUGGGUCCUUCCAAUCUGGACCAGAAGCCCCUGGAGAGAGGGAGCCAGAGGCAGGACAGGAGGCUGAGGAGAGCUUCCCACCAACGACCCCGAACUGUCUCUGUCAGCACCAGCACCACGCAUUUCCCCCCCCAGCAGAUGGACGGAGCCACUUCUCUCCUGGCCACCAAAGAAAAGAAACGCCAGAGCAGGACCCCAUCGGUGCCCAGAGAAAAGGUCCCUUUGUGCUGCCGCUUCCUGAGGUGCCUCCAGCGCACCUUCUCCAAGCCCUGCCUCACCACGAGGGCCCGGCUGUCCCGGGAUCCACGGAACAAGGUCCCCAACGUCAGGCUCACAAAGCCUCCCUUGCGCCAUCAGGCCUCCAAGGUGGCGCCCCACUGGCACCUCCCAGUCCCCACCUGCCUGCUGGGAGGGACACCCAGGAAUCCACCUUCUCCCUGGGCUCGGGCAGGUGCUCGCCCUCCUGGUCGUCUUCUUCUAGGGCACUGUUAUCUUUUCCCAUCUGCAUCACAAAUGGGCACCCACUGACUCCCCACAGUUGGCAUUGGGAAACGGUGGUAUACUUCCCAUCCCCCCCUGCAAUUCCACCAUCUCUAGGUCCUUCCCAUGGGAACAGCACUGAGAGAGAGUGCAUUUGGCAUCUGCCUUUCACCCUCUUCAACGUGGGGACAUCCUACAACACCUUCGUGGCUACGAGUUCCAGACCUCCAGCAUGACAGGGCUCCAGCACUGUGCCCUGACCUGUCGGCAGUGGAUUGAUAACGAUGUGUCGUGUCCUUCCAUAUAUUUCGGAUGUGAUAUUUUUCUCUGUCUCUCUUAGUAAAGGUGGUUCUUGAUGAA